This is a messenger RNA of Acanthosepion pharaonis, 1383 nucleotides long. The record is from the annotation of a GenBank genome assembly. Lineage: Eukaryota; Metazoa; Mollusca; Cephalopoda; Sepiida; Sepiidae.
AUGCACGGUGACUUAUUGGUCUGCAUUAAUAUCUAUGUCGCUGCUGUAGACGGCCGCCAUGCUUUAAUCACCCCCCAUCCUCUCUUUGUUUGUCUGUUUCUUAUUCUUUCUUUCUUUCUACCUUCUUUCCUUUGCUUGUUACCUCUUUUUCUUCUUUUCUUUUCUUUCCUUCUUGCUUUGUUUAUUUGUUUCUUUCUUUCUUUCUCCCUUCUUUCCUUUGCUUGUUAUCUUUUUUCUUUCUUUCUUUCUUUCUUUCUUUCUUUCUUUCUUUCUUUCUUUCUUUCUUUUUUUCUUUUUACUUUUCUUUUUUACUUAGAGAAAAGAACUUGUUUCUUUUUUACUUUUUUUUCUUUUCUUUCUUUUUCUUUCUUUUUUUUUUCUUUUUACUUUUUUCUUUUUUCUUUCUUUCUUUUCUUUUUCUUUCUUUCUUUCUUUUUUCUCUUUUUCUUUCCUUUGCUUGUAAACUCUUUUCUUUCUUUCUUUCUUUCUUUCUUUCUUUCUUUCUUUCUUUUUUUCUUUCUAUUCACUGUCUAUUUCUUAUUCUUUCUUUCUUUCUACCUUCUUUCCUUUGCUUGUUACCUCUUUUUCUUCUUUUCUUUUCUUUCCUUCUUGCUUUGUUCGUUUGUUUGUUUCUUUCUUUCUUUCUUUCUCCCUUCUUUCCUUUGCUUGUUAUCUCUUUUUCUUUCUUUCUUUCUUUCUUUCUUUCUUUCUUUCUUUCUUUCUUUCUUUCUUUCCUUUACUUGGAAUCUCUUUUCUUUCUUUCUUUCAUUCUUUUUUUUUCUUUCUUUCUUUCUAAAUUUUUUACCUUCUUUUCUUUGGUUUUGUUAUCUCUUUUUUUCUGAAUUUCUUUUCUUUCUUUGUCUAUUUCUUAUUCUUUUUUUUUCUUUCUUUCUUUCUUUUUUUUCUUUUUUUUCUUUCUUUCUUUCUAUUCACUGUCUAUUUCUUAUUCUUCCUUUCUUUCUCCCUUCUUUCCUUUGCUUGUUAUCUCUUUUUUUUUUUCUUUAUUUCUUUCUUUCUUUCUUUCUUUCUUUCUUUUCUUUAAAAAUUCUUUUUUUUCUUUCUUUCUUUCUUUCUUUUUUCAAAAUUUUCUUCCUUCUUUUUCUUUCUUUCUUUUUUUCCUUUCUUUCUUUUUUUCUUUCUUUCUUUCUUUCCUUUCUUUCCUUUCUUUUUUUUUUUCUUUCUUUUUUCUUUUUUCUUUUUUUUUCUUUCUUUUUUCUUUCUUUUUUUGCUUGUUACCUCUCUUUUUCUUUCUUUCUUCUUCCUUUCUUUCUCCUGUUUUUCACUUUCCCUUCUUCACUUGUAUAUUUUCAUUUAAAUUUUGAUCCCCUUAUUAAAAAAAAAAAAAAAAAAAAAACGACCAUUAUCCAUUUUGCACUCUCUUAA